Messenger RNA from Rotaria socialis, 1278 nucleotides. The record is from the annotation of a GenBank genome assembly. Lineage: Eukaryota; Metazoa; Rotifera; Eurotatoria; Philodinida; Philodinidae.
AUGCAAAAAUUAGUCGCCGUGCUCAUUGCGAUUGCCGCUGUGCUUAUUAGUAUUUAUUAUCAACAACAUUUUGUGAUGAAAGCGGACACGAAACGUCGUGCCUGGCUAACAUUGCUGGUCAAUGAAGAAUAUGUACCAGGUGUCUUAGCAUUAGUUCGUUCAUUAAAACGAGCGAAGAGUAUGUAUCCAUUAGUAGUGCUAUUGGUUUCGGAUCAACUGUCUGAAGAAACUCAAGAAAUGAUUUUAAAUGAAGGAUGUCUCGUACGGCCAGUUGAAACCAUUUAUCCAACGCAAAAAACAGGGAAUCUUGCUUUUCAACGUUUAACUCAUGAUUGGACAAAACUACGAGCAUUCCAAAUCAGAAUCCAAAUUUUGCUGCUGUUCAAACUUGCAUAUGCAAUCCGGCAAAAAACGUCAUCAUAUCCGAAAUAUUGGAAACCGGAAAAUUGUCCCUACACUCAUGGUGAAAAUUCGGAUGGGCAUGAUCUGGUUUAUGAACAUGGUCGCCUCUUCAACAGCGGCUUAUUUGUAUUUCAUCCAAAUUUAGUAGUCUUUGAACAAAUGAUCACAGCGCUUAACACGUGGGAUCUGACUGACGUCAUAUUUGCUGAUCAGGAUUUUCUCAAUCAAUUUUAUCGUUCUUCACGGAAGCGUUUGCCAUAUAUUUAUAAUUCGUUAAAAACAUUCUCUAAAACGCACCCAUAUCUUUGGGAUGAAUUGAAAAUCAAAGCUAUUCAUUUCAUCCUGCAAAAACCAUGGGACAACCUGAAUAUCGCGCGACAAUGGCAUACAGCAUCGAUUCUAGACAAUGGAAAAAUCUUAGUAGCAGGUGGAGUAGGCGCUUUCUGUUCUGGAGCUACGGCAGAACUCUUUGAUCCAUCAACGCAACAAUGGACACUUACUGGCAACCUGAAUAUUGGACGAUAUCAACACACUGCAUCGACACUGCCCGAUGGAAACAUCUUGGUAGUUGGUGGAUAUGGCAUCUAUGACAAUAUUCCAGAAUUGUUCGAUUCCUUAACAAAUAUUUGGACAGAGACUGCUGGCAUGAGUACCGCAUUAGACGGGCAUACCGCAUUGACACUAAGCAAUGGAAAUGCCAUAGUAAUUGGUGGAUAUAACUUGUUUGGUUAUUCAAAGAAAGCAGAACUGUUCGAUCCAUCAACACGGCUUUGGACACAGACUGGCAGCAUAAAUAAUUCACGAGUUUCCCAUACAGCAUCCAUACUACCCAAUGGAAAAGUCUUAGUAACUGGUUGUAGCUCCACAAAUACCUGA